AUGUGUCCAGUUCCUCUGGACGCAAGGCACCGGGUUCUGCGUGACAAGCUAAACGUCUCAUUGUGCAAGCUACUGGUGACCGUCCAGGUUUGUCUUUCCAAAGACGAUUGGCAAUCAAUCCUACCUUACAUUUGGCGUCACUAUGGGAUCGAUUUGGCAUGCCACGCACCAAUGUCGUUCCUUCUCAUGAAGUGUGGUGAGAACACAUCGACUCAAAUCCGAGUCAUUAUCCUUUCGGAUCUGUGCUCGCCGGAUGUGAAAAUACGACGACAAGCCUUGAACAAACUCUUCCGAUUGUAUGGUUGGCGAUAUUCCGUCCUUUCACAGCAAGUCAUUUCAGAUCGACGUGGUCCAAUAUUCCACUUUUCCAAUCGUAAUGUUGAAUUUGUUGCUACAGAAAUCGGUUCUUCACAAUGGUCACAACCUGCAGAGCACGAUGCGGCUUUACAGAAGUACGGUAACAAUCUACCCCUUGAACUCAGACAACGAUUAUUAGAUCUUGGAUGGAGCGAAGACACAGCUAUGAUGACCGGAAAGAACGACACUGAUCGAAUGCCUAUUACACUACUUCCUUCUUUACGACAACAGAACGAGACCUAUGCAGGAAACAGAUCACCCUCUCCGUCACGUCCUAUGCUGGGAAGAAGUACUUCUACCGGGUCAGCAGGUAGUAUGCACACAAAACGACGAAAAGCUGUCUUUGCACCUAUCUUCGCCAGCCUGGUCAGUGAACAAGCGACGAUGCUCGCGCGGGACAGUGACGGUAUCGUCGUACAGCAGUCGCGCGAAUUGAUACAGUGGAUACAAAGGGAUGAUGCUCAAAUUCUCACUCGGACGUUUACCAACAAUAUCGAUGAUUUCCGCCUCGCCUUAGCUCAAUUGAAUGCAAUGUUCACUACUCUCACUCCGUCUUUCGCUCAUUCGGCGUUCAACAGUAUUGUCGGUUAUCUGAAAAGUACUCUACGCUCGAAUCCCCAUUUUCCACACUACGCCCAAGCGCUGAUCACCCUCGCUCGUUUAGCCCCGCAUGUGUCUGAACUAUCUCUACGUGAUAUUCGACGAAAUAGGGCUGAACUUGUUCUUCUCCCUGCCUCAAUCCAUGAAGAAGGUACCGGCGGUGGGUUCAAUCUCCAUCCGCCAUGGCAAGCACCUGUUCUCGAUGUUCAAACGGCUCAAUUGCUACUUCUCCGUCAAAUCCUUCGGGUCAGUCCGAGAGAGGUGUAUCUUUUCAAAAAGAUGUUAUCAAACCUUAUGAUUCAAGCCAGUCUUCCAUCCGUUCACUUUUCUCGCUCUUGGUUUCUCCUCAUCAUUGAAUUGUUCCAAACUGUCAAUCGCAAUUAUACCGACCGAGCUGAACUGAGACACUUUCUCACCAAUGUUGGUGCGAUUCUCAAGCAUCAUCCUACCGAUCUCCCGAUAAUCUCACAAGCUAUGAGAGUUUUUAUGCUCUGUUCCGCUCGAUUCAGACGAGUUUUUGCUUCUGUGGGAUUUAAUACAAUCAUGAGACCCUUAUACGAAGUUUACGCUGUGGGAUCUUCGACGAUUCGAGACUGCAUAGAAUAUGCCAUGAGAAGUUUUUAUCGCAUUCAUCAAGAUACUUUAGUAUAUCAAACAUGUGUCACUUUGUCCGAAGGAGAAUACAAUGCUUCAGCUGUGUAUUCACUUCUCGCCUGUUUGUCCAUCACCAAUAAUCCUUUCAGUGGGGUGGCAUCAGGAACAAAGGGAUUAAAUGAUCAAGAAGAAUUAUCAGCUUUGGUACAAAUGAUUAGCGGACCGGAAAUUGCUUUGACGGAAAUUGGUACGACAGAAUCUGAAAGACUUGCCAUCAAAGUCGCAGGAGUGACUUUGGAAACGAGUCCAUUCCCUCAGAUUAAUAUUAUACGAUUACUCGUCACUGUCAUUGCUGCCAAUCCCGCUACUCCAAGAUCAGCCAAUUUUCUUCGUCUUUUCUCUGCCAUCAUUCCUCAUAUCUCCGACUCCCCAAGCAAAGAGCUCACUCGAGAAGCUGUGGAGGCUUUAGGGACUGUGAUAGCUAAAAAUCGUAUUGGGGACGAGACUGCAAUUCAAGCAUUUCAUCCUGGUGAAGAUAACGCCAACCUCGAUUGGAUGAAAGCCAAAUUGGAAUAUGUCAUGUUAAUUGAAUCAUUUGCUAAAGCUGGUGGAUCUCUGGAAGCUAAAGCGACAAAACGAACGUUAGAUAUGGUACUUGAUCUAUUGUCUAAAUCCCCUCAAUCGGUCGGACCAGCAGCGGCGUCUAUAUUACGCGAACUUGCCAAAACUCAUCUGACGUCCAAUCGACCAAUUACUUUUCUUCGUGAUAUCGCCCCUAUGUUCCGAAUGUUUGUCGCUGUUGUAGACUUUUCAGGUCUUCUGGAUUCCAUCACCGAUCUUAUAGAACGUUCGAAAUACAAUCUUGACCGAGAUCUGGCAAAUACAAUUAUCGACAAUUAUGUUUAUCCAUCAAUUCGAUUACUCGCUUCGGCAUCAGAAGAUAGAAUGAUUUUCGUCGUUCCAUUACGUCGCAGUGCGGUCUCUCUCUUUAUCUCUUCUAUAUUCCUACGUGGCGACGCUAUCGGUGCUAUCGAACGACAUUCACCGAAUGCCAACUUUCUGGCUGCCGUGAUACUCCCUUUAUGUCUUCGUCUGGAAAAACCAGAUGAUCUUGAACGUGAAUCGGUUUAUUGUGGAAUAUGGAUCCGAAUAUUAAGGUUCAUCAUUCCUCAUCCUUCUUCCAAACCGUCACUUUCCCCAACCACCGAGGAUAUCAGAGAAACAUCAGCUAAAGUGAUUCUAUCGUUUCAAAUACUCAAGAUCGCCCUUUUACGUGCCCCAGAAGCUAUAUCACAAAUCAAAGGAUUAUGGUUGUAUAUUUCCGAUUAUAUACUUCGAAAUGUCAAAGAAGCAAAAGCAGAAUUCAUCGAAUCUACCAGCCUACAAACUUCCCUUCGAGUAGUGGAUUAUUUAGCAUGGACAAUAUUUGAAAUCCUCACAAUCUCUUAUUCUCCUCUACUCAUCCAUCUUCGUAAUCGUAUACAAGACGCUUUGGUCUCUAUACAUGAUACAGAAGUUCAUUCUAGAGUUUCUUCACCUGGAGAAGGUUUACAUUCCCGUUUACCUUCUUUCUCUCAUUCAACAUAUAGAGCUAGACUUCAUUCUAGAACAUCUUCUGCUAUUCAUCAUCUCAGAAUGCCAUCUUCUUCCAUUUCACAUACAAAAGAACAAGAAACCCCCAGUCCAAUUUUAGAUAAUAUAGGGACAGAUACAUUACGUAUACCAUCACAUACACGUGUACCAAGUCAACAUUUGACACCUAUACUGGGAUCACAUUCACGUCAAGUUUCAUCAUCCAGACCAUCAUUCACUGAACUAUCAACCAGGCGCGUUUCUCGUCCUCCCCUCGAACCAUUCAAUCGAUUUACAAAUCAAAGUUUAGGAACGACAGAAAAUGGUGUAGGAUUGAAUUUGAUGUAUAGAUUCCCUUCUUCUACUCCUACUCCUGUUCGACCGGAAGGAGGAAAAGGAGGUGCUAUAAUACAUCUUUUAUCACAACCAAUAACAUCUGAAUCUGACACUGAUGAGAAGAUGAGGAAGGAUCCGACAAAGGAAGCAUCGAGGAUGACUUUGAAUCACGAGGUAUUGAUGAGAGAAGCGAGAAAGGCGGUUAGAAGAGUAAUGUUACUUUUUGGUUGGCCUGUCGAAUUGGCGGACGAAGAGGAAGGAAUGAGGAAUAUAUUAAAACAAGAUACUUUGCUCGGGAUCAGCGAACAGUCGAGAAUCUUCAUCGAUCAAGAAUUCCGCGAUGUAUUCUAUCCUUCUCAGUCCUCAAAUAUAGAAACCAAAAUCAAACGUGAGAAAGAGAUGGAAAAGAGUACACCCAAUGGCAAGAUAUAUCAACCUAGGAAAAGCGGAAUGAGCGUUUCUACCAUUUCAGAUGAUAAGGAUAUGAACGGAAAGGUUUAUGACUAUGACGAGAAACACUCCUCACCUCUGUUACCUGUUUUAAGUGUAUCACCAGCAACUGGAUGA
Molecule: messenger RNA, 4026 nt
Organism: Tremella mesenterica DSM 1558
Lineage: Eukaryota; Fungi; Basidiomycota; Tremellomycetes; Tremellales; Tremellaceae
Exons: 2
Coding region: 1-4026 (1341 amino acids)
Biological process (GO): monoatomic cation homeostasis
Cellular component (GO): axon; cation channel complex
Molecular function (GO): monoatomic cation channel activity
Source: RefSeq, a predicted model, not a curated record